Exserohilum turcica Et28A is the source of this 1154-nucleotide messenger RNA. RefSeq lists its product as uncharacterized. Lineage: Eukaryota; Fungi; Ascomycota; Dothideomycetes; Pleosporales; Pleosporaceae. The transcript has 2 exons. The record is from RefSeq and is a predicted model, not a curated record. Bases 110 to 823 code for a protein of 237 amino acids.
GUCAUCUUCCCAGCGGACACGCAGCCCGUGACACUUUUCUUGCGGAUACACGACACUUAGCAAGUGCGCCUCCCCCCCCCUUCUCUGAAGAAAUCAAUUCUAGCACACCAUGGCGGACACAGUCGAGGAGAGCAAGCAAUCCAUGUCCGGAGAGGGACAGGCUGAUGCCAACGCCUCUGUGGGCGGAAAGGGCAGUGCGGAAUCAUCGAGUAAGAAAACCGAAAGGAAAACGCCGAAGAAGCUGGGCGGAAAGAAACCUCAACAGCAGCCCACUCCUGACGCCACUCCUGCCCCUGAUAGCGAUGGCGAAGGGAACGCUGAGCAAGAGGACGCAGGAUCCAAGAAGCAGACCAACGGCGGCGACGCCGACUAUGACUCGGACGAGCCCCAGCCAGAGAAAUCAAAGUCGCAAUCGAGACGCCGCCAGUCGCGUGGCCGUGGCCGACGAGGCGCAGACUCUGGCGCUGACUCUGAUGCGCGAUCCGACGUCUCGCAGUCUGGAGGCCGCCGCAACCGCCAGCGCCAGAAGAAGGGCGGAAAGGGCGGCGGCCCGCUUGGCGACAUAUCUGAAAACGUUCCUGGAGGAGACCUCGUCGGCGGCGCGGGCGACAUGGUCCAAGACACUGCUGGCAAGGCCGUGGGCCAAGUGGGCAACACGGCCGGCAAGGCUCUCGGGGGCCUGACUGGCGGCGGUGGUGGUGAAGACGAGGGCGGCAAGGACGGCGGAGAGCAGCUGAGGCUGCGAUUGGAACUCAACCUCGACAUUGAGAUCCAGCUCAAGGCCAAGAUUCACGGUGACCUUACUCUCGGAUUGCUCAACUAAAUCGCUAUUUAUGAGCUCUCUCUCUCACACACACACAGACGUUAUGUAUUGGCUAUUGUAAUUGGACAUUUCAAAGGGCGUUUUGACCUGGAGUUUUUCGCACACAGUGUAAUUGUACCUAUUCGCCUUGUAUACGAGUACUAGUACUACACGCUAGCUGCAUGAAUUGUAUAUCCUCUGUUUUCCUCAUUACUGGAAAAAAAAGAAUCUGUUUUGCUUUGUUUGCAUGUCAAAUUUGUUCUUUGUCGUGUAUCUACACCUACAGUAGGCGUUAACGUGCGUUUACCUUUUCUCUCUCUGUCUGUCUGUCUGUCUGUCUGUCUGUCUUCGC